Molecule: messenger RNA, 318 nt
Organism: Penicillium mononematosum
Lineage: Eukaryota; Fungi; Ascomycota; Eurotiomycetes; Eurotiales; Aspergillaceae
Product: hydrophobin family protein
Exons: 4
Coding region: 1-318 (105 amino acids)
Cellular component (GO): fungal-type cell wall
Molecular function (GO): structural constituent of cell wall
Source: RefSeq, a predicted model, not a curated record
AUGAGACUCUCUAUCCUCUCCCGCCGGCGUGGUAUCCGCCCUGCCCAGGAGACUAACCUCUCCCUGAAGCGCUCGCAGCCCGAUACCUCUGAGUGUGUCGGCCCCCUCCUCUGCUGUGGAACUCUCACCACCCCUCUCGACCCCCUUGUCGACCCCCUCUUGCUGGCUCUUGGCAUUGAUGCUGCCAAAAUCGUCGGCUCCAUUGGCCUUCUCUGCCACGGGUACGAAGAAACUAGCUGUCCUACCAAGCCCCAGUGCUGUACCGAGGCCAACCUCCUGGGUGGCACCAUUGCCCUCGGAUGCGCGGAUCUUAAGUAG